UUUUAUUACCGUAAGGAGGACGUAUUUCUGAAUCAUAUUAUUCAUUUUUAUCCAAAGGAUAUAAUCUGUUUUUGCUUUAUCAGACUGCAGACUGUAGAGCCAAAAGAUAUAAACAAAAAAAAAUGAAGGCAAUAGUUAUAACUACAGGAGGAGGCCCAGAGGUGUUGCAAUUGCAACAAGUAGAAGACCCAGAACUCAAAGAUGAUGAGGUUCUCAUCAAGGUAGAAGCUACCGCUCUAAACCGGGCUGAUACUCUACAGAGAAAAGGUUCCUACCCUCCUCCAAAGGGUGCUAGCCCUUACCCUGGUCUUGAAUGUUCUGGUACUAUCCAAGCCGUUGGCAAGAAUGUUCUGGGCUGGAGAGUUGGUGAUCAGGUGUGUGCUCUUCUUAGUGGAGGUGGAUAUGCUGAGAAAGUGGCAGUCCCAGCUGGUCAAGUUCUUCCAAUCCCACUUGGGGUUUCCCUCAAAGAAGCUGCUGGUUUACCUGAAGUUGCUUGUACUGUUUGGUCCACUGUUUUUAUGAUGAGUCGAUUAUCUGCUAGGGAGACAUUCUUGGUCCAUGGUGGUUCAAGUGGGAUUGGCACUUUUGCAAUUCAGAUAGCUAAGAGCAAAGGAGCAACAGUGUUUGCUACAGCAGGGAAUGAAGAAAAGUUAGCUUUCUGCAAGAGUCUUGGAGCUGAUUUGUGCAUCAAUUAUAAGACAGAGGACUUUGUUGCGUGCGUUAAGGAAGAAACUGGAGGGAAGGGUGUCGAUGUGAUUCUGGAUUGCAUCGGGGCAGCGUACCUUCAGCGAAACCUGGACAGUUUAAAUUUUGAUGGAAGGCUUUGUAUCAUUGGCUUGCAGGGAGGAGCUGUGACCGAAAUUAAACUUAAUACUUUAUUUCCAAAGCGCCUCACAGUGCAAGGGGCUGCGUUGCGACCAAGAAAUCCAGAAAACAAAGCAAUGGUUGUUAAUGAAGUGGAGAAGAAUGUUUGGCCAGAAAUCGUGGCGGGCAAGGUGAAGCCUAUCAUCUACAAAUCAUUUCCCUUAUCUGAGGCUGGGGAGGCUCAUAAGCUAAUGGAAAGUAAUGAGCAUAUUGGGAAGAUACUGCUUGUUCCAUGAUGCUGCUAAUGGUUUUAUCUUAUAUUGUGACAAUGGUGUGUCUUUUGAUAAUACAAUGGAGCCACUUGUUACUGUGUACCAAUUUGAAAUCAUGCAGAACUGAUGUGAAAGAUUUCUAAUACUUGCCAAUGGCAUUGUCUGAUAAAUAUAAUAAGAACAAGUUAAUUACCACCAA
Gossypium raimondii (Peruvian cotton) is the source of this 1275-nucleotide messenger RNA. RefSeq lists its product as uncharacterized. The coding region runs from base 123 to 1100 and encodes 325 amino acids. NCBI's taxonomy places the organism in Eukaryota, Viridiplantae, Streptophyta, Magnoliopsida, Malvales, Malvaceae. The transcript is spliced from 6 exons. Gene Ontology annotation, molecular function: oxidoreductase activity. The record is from RefSeq and is a predicted model, not a curated record.